Pangasianodon hypophthalmus (striped catfish) is the source of this 1660-nucleotide messenger RNA. Its product is annotated as ras-related C3 botulinum toxin substrate 1. Bases 208 to 816 code for a protein of 202 amino acids. Lineage: Eukaryota; Metazoa; Chordata; Actinopteri; Siluriformes; Pangasiidae. Gene Ontology annotation, cellular component: cytoskeleton; cell cortex; cell projection. Gene Ontology annotation, molecular function: GTPase activity; protein kinase binding; GTP binding. The transcript is spliced from 6 exons. Gene Ontology annotation, biological process: regulation of actin cytoskeleton organization; regulation of cell shape; actin filament organization. The record is from RefSeq and is a predicted model, not a curated record.
UCAUUUUCAAUCCGAUGAAGUGUUUACAUGUCCUCUCCAUCGGAUUAGAAAAGGUUUAAACCACCCCUUACGAUCCGAAUGAAAUUUUAAUCGGUUUUGUCCAGUUCAUUUCGAUUGACGUGUUUACAUGUGACUUUUUAAAUCUGAUUGUGCUUCUAGUCCAGUUACGAUCGGAUUAUUAGUGUCCAUGUAAACGCAGCUAGUGACAUGCAGGCCAUAAAGUGUGUAGUGGUCGGAGACGGGGAAGCCGAAAAAAUAUGCCUUCUGAAAAGCUACACCAGCAACGCCUUCCACGGAGAGUACACCCCCACAGUGUUUGAUGAUUAUUCUGUUACUGUAAUGGUAGAUGGGAAGCCAGUGACCCUGGGGCUGUACGACACAACAGGACAGGAGGACUACGAAAGACUGAGGCCGCUCUCCUAUCCUCAAACGGUACAGCGCCGAGAGCAAACUCAAGGCAGAGACGUGUUUUUAAUUUGUUUCUCGCUGGUGAGCCCUGCCUCGUUCGAGAAUGUCCGUGCCAAAUGGUAUCCUGAGGUCACACAUCACUGCCCCAACACCCCAAUCAUUCUUGUUGGGACCAAGAUCGACUUAAGAGACGACAAGGACACUAUUGAGAAGCUGAAAGAAAAGAAACUCACUCCCAUUACUUACCCACAAGGCCUUGCUAUGGCUAAAGAAAUAGGUUCUGUGAAAUAUCUGGAAUGCUCAGCUUUAACUCAGCGUGGCCUUCAUACAGUGUUCGACGAAGCCAUUCGUGCAGUCCUGUGCCCACCGCCGGUCAAAAAGCCAAAUCCAGAGUGCCGUCUCCUCUGAAGAAGUCGUCCAUAAAGAACCAUCUGCAGUCUGCACUCGCCUGAGGAGAGGUUUCAGGAAUAGUGGGGAGGGAGGACGUGUUAGGAGAAAGAGGGAAGACUCUAUGAACCAUACCCAUACAUCUCUCUUACUUACAUAUUGUAGUUAUAAUUAGAUUUGCUCCUCUGAGUCUGUUUUAGGAUCCUAGAGAUGGGGAUGCGUUUCCUCGUUAUGUCCCUUCACACUAAGUAAUUCCUGCUGCCUUUUAAUAAUGUGUUUUUCAUGUUUAUGUAAUGGUAAACCAAAUGAUCCUUUCUUUAUUUCAUCCAUCAGAGCAUACAUAUUUUGUUUACACACUGCAUUUUUUUUUAUAGAAAAUGAAAAGUUACCAAAAAUGCAAACCUGCUUAUAAUAGCUUUUACUUAUUCUGAACAUUAUUUAUUUAAGUCAAACUGCUUGAUUUGUAGGAAAGAGUCCACAGUUUAGAAGCUGCUGAAUGCUUACUUAGAUAGAUAGACGUACUUUAUUGAAAUUUGGGAAUAAUUUUUAGGAUUUUGCUGGUUUACUCAUUAUUUAGUGUACAUAUUGGGAUCAGACAUUUGGUACAUAAAUGUUACACUAGAAAAAGUCAGUUUUCACUCACUCUCAUCUGAGCACUCUAAAUUACAAAACAUACUUUGGCUCAAUGAUUAUUAAUAUGUGCUGCAUUUACUAUGCAGUCAUCGUGAAAGACGUUUUUAUUCCCACACAGUAUUGUAUUAACAAUAUUCUCUGGAAAUGAAAAACAGUGUCCUUUGUCCUAAGCUUUAGUGAUUUCAUGCAAGUGUUAGUUAGUUCAUCUGAAAUCAGUUUCCACUGUCACGAU